Sturnus vulgaris (Common starling) is the source of this 3428-nucleotide messenger RNA. NCBI's taxonomy places the organism in Eukaryota, Metazoa, Chordata, Aves, Passeriformes, Sturnidae. The record is from RefSeq and is a predicted model, not a curated record.
AGUUUUGCCACCUUGGAGAUGUUUAAUUAACGCAAAUCCACGGUUUUGACAUGGGCUGGUGUGUCCUCACAGGUUGCCUGGUGUUUGUGUCUCUUAUGAAGGCUCUUGAGAUCCCUGCCCUGUGAAACCACCUGUGCCGUGCGUGUGAGAUUUGUGAGGAAACAUCGUUCCUUAAACGGAGAAUCUCAGUCCUGAAGUUUAUUGUCACUGCUUUGUGAGAUUCAAGAAGACCUUCAGAAGCUUAAAAUGGAAAGAAACAACUUGAAAGGAAAUGCAGAAGCCGUGGAUAUUUGUGACCUCAGAAAAGCAACUGGAAGGACUGAACUUGGGUUGCGAAAACACGCUGAAAAUUAUUUAAAUGUUACAAAUGGCCAAGACUUAACUUUUUCUUCAGCUGGUAAUAAAGAAGUGAAUUCCAAAGAGGCCCCGAAGUGGAAUUUUCCUUUUGGUGCCUGUGAGAAGCAGCUGGUUCUGCCACCACUCGAGCCUGUGACUGUGCAGAGGUGCAGCAGCUCAGCCCCACGGGUGUGCCAGGGCUCUCAGCAGCAGGUGGAAAUGGAUUUUAAAAUUAUGCUUGACUCAGAAAACAUGGAUAAUAAAGCUGGUUUAAAACACCCCAGUGAGGAGACCAGGCUACCACUUAUAACAAAGAAAAAAUCUGCUCCUAUGUGCAGCCAGAGGUCAGGGAAAGGUGCCACAGUCACCAAGCCUUGGGCUUUGCCUGCCUUUCACUCCCUGGCACAAGACAUCCCCAAAGGUGCCCCGAGCCUCAGUGGCCAAAGGCUCAUCCUUGCAGCAGCAGAGAGGGCUCUGCCAGCCCCUCCUGCUGUGUCCAGAGCAGCAGCUUGUCCUGAAUUCCCCAGGCAGCACAAGGAACCGGCUGUGGGAGAGAUCAGUAGCAGGCUGGACCAUGAGAACACCAACACCAUCACCUUCCCAAAGCCAAAGGAAACAAUUUAUGGCACACAUUCCUCUGGGAAAGGGAACAUUGCACCACUCCCAUCCAGCAAUUCCAUGGUUUCAACAAGGAAAUCAAAGCCAGAGUGGAGGAGUCCAGCUCAGCAGUUGGAAUCUGAGGUGCUCAUUCCCUCUCAGACACAGCUCCCACAAACAGCUCAGCCCUUCCAGGAUCCCUGCUUGGACUGGGAUUUUGCUGUUCACCAGAAAGCUCCAGGUUUCCUGGCACUCCAGCACCACCAUCAUUCCUCUCGGGGGAGCACCGUGAGGAUUUUGGAACCCACAGAAAAGCUCCUCAAAAACCACACCGUCCCCUCGGUCACCCUCGACAGCCAAAAAUCAGCACGAAUCACCUCGGAGUGCGAUUUUAAAGAGAAUCCCACCAAAAGCACUGUUUUGUCAGUGAUGAAGAAGCAGCCAGGUGUGGAAAAGCUCCUAAAAGGAGCUGGCCAGAGCUGCAGAGGCCAUGGGGACGGUGCAGGGGCUGCUGCACACACCCACAGGCAGCAGCAGUGGGCAGCAGCUGUGAUCUGCUCUGCCUGGCACUCCUGGAGUCACCUGGCACGGCUGAGGAAUGCCCUGAGGGAAACACGACACAGACACCUGGAGAAUUUCUACAGCAGGGCCAAGCAUCUGGCAGCCAACUGGAAUCGCAUCAGGACCUCCAGGAGGACUAUUAUCCAUAUCCCAUCAUUAGGAUAUUCCCAAGAAAUCCGUGAGCACAUCCCUGACCUUGGUCUCCAGCAGAACCUGCAGAUGGGGAGGCUCUGUGACAUCCUGGAUGCCAACGUGGACGUCAUCUACAUCUGCCCCCUUGCUCUGAGUGAGGAGUUGGUGCAAUAUUACAAUAAACUCCUGGGUCUGCAGGCAGCUGUUAGAUCUGGGAACCCUGAGGACAUGGCUGACCUGCAGGACAGGUUCAAAAUUCUCACCCCUGAAGCUAUAAACAGCUUCCCUGAGCAUCACAUGUGCCUGGCCACACUGCUCAGGUACAGCCCCAGGACAAUGCAGAGGCUGCAGGCUCUGCUGCAGGGCAGGGAUGCCUACAUGGUUGGGGGAGUUCCCCAUUUGGAUGAUUUGGCUGUGGCUGAUGAGCUCCAGGUGCCUUUUUUGGGCUCAGAGCCAGCAGUGGCUCAGCUCUACAGCACCAAGUCUGGCAGCAAGAGAAUCUUUGCCAGUGCUGGGGUGCCAACCCCUCCUGGAGAGUGGGACAUCCACAGCAGGGAGCAGCUGCUGCGAGCCCUGAGCCGCCUGGUCCUGGACAAUUUGGGGGUGCAGCGCUGGCUCUUCAAGGUGGACGGUGAGAGGGGAGGAGAUGGCACCGCCUUCUGUGACGUCAUUUCCCACCUGGAAUGCUUCCCCUGCAUCCAGGGACACGUUCCCGGCGUGGGCAGGGCUCGGGAGCUAGCUUUGGUGAAGAUCUCCCAGGAGCUGCCGGGCCUUUUAGCACAGCACGUACAGCCAGUCAAUGAGAAACGAUUCCCUACAUGGGAAAAAUUCCUCCAAACAUUUCUUACUCAAGGUGGAGUGAUCGAAGCUUUCCCCUCCUCAGCCGACAUCAGCAACGUGACAGUGGAUCUGCUGAUAGAGCCGACAGGGGAGGUGACCCUGGUGGCAUCUGGGGAUCAGCUCCACGCUGAGGGGCCCCUCACAUCUUCUGGCACCACCAUCCCACAGCGUUCCGUGCAUCCAGACGUUCUUCGAGUUCUCUGCUUGAAAAUCGGGGAGGCCUGUAAAUCCAAAGGGGUGCUUGGCUACUUCUCCGUGGAUUUUGUGGCUUUCACCCAUCCCCAAACGAGGGAGCAGCAGGUGUGGGCAACAGACCUUGACCUUUGCUACAGUGACCAGCUGGCCCUGACCCAGCUCCUGUUGUACAUGACAGAUGGAAACCUGGAUUGUGGCUCCAGCCCCCUGCAAGCACCUCUGGGGACAAAGGGAAGCAGAAGCCAACGGGUCCAGCACGAGGGGACAAAACCUCCCUCCCCAAGCAGCCCCCUGUGUGCCGUGGCCAGCAGCCAGCUGAGGCAUUCCAGCCUCUCAGGGAUCUCCUACAACCUCCUCCUGCACACCUGUAAAACUCGUGGGGUUGGAUUUGACCUGCAGGAAAAACAGGGAACGGUUUUUGUGUUGUAUGAAGACCAAACAAUCGGAGACGAUCUCCAGGGGGUCCUCCUGACCUUUGCUCACCAUCUCUUCAUCAUCCAUCAAGAAAUAUCAGCACCUAAUAUGCAAGGCGAGACCAAUUUUAAGAUGGCAAUUCGAGAUAUUGAAGCAAUUCUAGGAAUUACAGCAGAAAACCAACUGAGAUGGGAAGAAGAACAACGUUGGGAAGCAGAUGCUCUGAAAGAAUAGUUACCAGAAAAUGUUCAAGUGCCUCGUUGCAUCCGCUUCUGGAAAUGUUCCUCGUCUGUAAGAGCAGGUUUGGUUUUCCUUCUGGGCUGGUGGGACAUGAAGUGAGACAGAAAAAUCUC